Molecule: messenger RNA, 972 nt
Organism: Hylaeus anthracinus
Lineage: Eukaryota; Metazoa; Arthropoda; Insecta; Hymenoptera; Colletidae
Gene: Gar1
Product: H/ACA ribonucleoprotein complex subunit 1-like
Exons: 4
Coding region: 204-839 (211 amino acids)
Biological process (GO): snoRNA guided rRNA pseudouridine synthesis; ribosome biogenesis
Cellular component (GO): box H/ACA snoRNP complex
Molecular function (GO): box H/ACA snoRNA binding
Source: RefSeq, a predicted model, not a curated record
AAUCAGACGCGUGCGUGCGUGUGUGCGUGGUGUGGUGUUGUUAAAUGUGAUGUCCCAUAUUCUUAAUAACGUAUCGUAAUAUUAUUUGUACAAAGACCGUAGAAUUAAUAAUGAACGUAUAAACAUUGAUGCAUAAGUGUAUGGGAAUAAAGGUUCUUUGGUCCAACCGGUUUCAAUUAUUAUAGUGAUUAUACGCUAGAAAAAUGUCAUUCCGUGGUCGUGGAGGUGGAGGAUUUGGAAGAGGAGGAGGCGGCGGUGGAUUUCGCGGAGGAAGAGGUGGAGGAGGUUUUCGUGGAGGUCGUGGUGGCGGUGGAUUCGACAGAGGCGGAAGAGGAUACGAUCAGGGUCCACCGGAACAAGUCACUCCUUUAGGUCAUUUUUCAUGGACGGUUCAAGACGAUCUUGUCGCUAAAGUGGACAUAGAACAAGUGCCUUUUUUCAAUGCUCCAAUUUACACAGAAAAUAAACAGCAAAUCGGAAAAAUAGAUGAAAUAUUUGGUAAUAUUAGAGAUUAUUAUGUUUCUAUUAAGCUAUCAGAAAAUAUAAGGGCAUCUAGUUUUCAAAAAGACACACAGCUGUUCAUAGAUCCAGCAAAACUAUUGCCUUUACAAAGGUUUCUGCCUAAAGCACCUGGAGAAAAGAAAAGAGGAGGUGGUGGUGGACGAGUUAUGAAGAGAGGCGGUGGAGGAGGGCGUGGUGGUCGUGGUGGAGGUAGGCCAUCGUUUGGUCAUGGAGGUUUCGGAAAUAGAGGAGGAGGCGGUGGCGGCUUUAGAGGUCGUGGUGGAGGAGGUUUUGGACGUAACGAUUCUGGUAGAGGUCGUGGAAGGGGAAAAUGGUAGAUGAGUGAAAAUUAAAAUAAAUUUUUAUGUAAAGACAUGUUGAAUAAUAGGAAUACAUUAAUUACAUUAGACAAAAAUACGAAUAGUUUCAGAUAUUGAAUACCUGAUUUAUUGCUACCAACAUUCAUGUUAU